AUGUCUUUCCUUCAUGGUGUUUUGCAUACUGUGAAGGAUGAUGAUAGUGUAAAGAAAUAUGAUGGUUACAUUAAUAAAGGACACAAAUUUGAUGAAGUCUCCACAUCUCUCAAGAAUUCUGUUGGUCGAGGCUCCAUGGAGUUGUCUCCUCAACUUAUCAAGGUUGGAGCAUUGACUAAAAGGGUCACGGACCAAUUAGGUGAGUUGAAAACCACUAAAUUUGAUGAAUCUAUGAAAUCUGUUUCAGAUAGUGUCAACGACAAUCUUCAAGGUCAGCUGGAGAAGUGGAAGUCUACACUACAGAAGAUUGAAGAACACAUUAACACCAACAUAAUCACUAAUGUUUCUAACUUAGACCCCGCACUUAGCGAUAAGAUAAAGCGUGAAAUUGAGCCCGUGCAAAAGGUGGUGGCGCACUUGGGGAAGGUGGCUGGGGAUGGCGGCCUUGAGAUGAUGGUGACUGAGGUGGACAAUGAGUUGCUGCAGCAGAAGAACAAGUUGGAAGGAAAGAUCAAUAUGCAGACUCAUAUUGUGCAGGUGACGUUGGAUGAGGAGUUUGGGAAGAUUUUGAAAAACAUGAAUAUUUUGCAUAGACAAAGGCAUGAACACUUCAAAGUUAUCAGAGACUCUUUGGAUGUGGCAAAGUUGAAGGUUGAUGAGUGGUUAGGAAAUCCCACCGGAACCACGCGAGUUGAGAUUUUGGGAUUUCUUGAUGAAGUCACAACGCAGAUCAAUGGAGUUUACACUACCUUGUUGUCCAAGAAAUUUGAUCUUGAUAAGUUAGUGGAGCAGACGCAAGAACACUUUGAGACCUUGAAGAAAAAUACGAUUAGCCUUAUAGGUAAAAAUGAGGAAAGUAUAGAGUACAAUUGGAAGAUUCUUAAGGCAAAGGUUACUCUGCUUUGUGAGAGUAUUUCCUAUGGUUAUGAUGGUACAUCCGGCCAUCUUGGUGAGAUUGAGAAUAAAGUAAAGGAUUAUGCUGGGGAGUUCAGUAAAGAGAAGUUUAAAAGUAGUGUUGUAGAUGAAUGGUUAAAUGAUGUUUUGAGAACUGGAGGAACAGUGGAUUUGUCGAUUGAUGCUUAUAUUUUGAGUAACAAGCGCUCUGGCUAUUUUCAGCAACAGGACCAAGGUGGGAUAAAACAAAAGGUUAUAAAGCAUAUUAGAAAGGUUAUUGACUCGAAGCUUCAAAGCAUAAUUACAGGCGUUACUGCUGUAGAAAACUCUGACAAAGCUGGAAUCGCUACUAAUUUAACAAAGAUAAAAACUUGUAUUGAUUCAUUCGUCCAAGAGCUGACGAAGAGUAUGCAAUCGGCAGAAUUUAAAAGCUCUAAGAUAGUUCCCGAAAUUGUUGCAGAAUAUGACAGCGACAGCGGGUUGGUGGUUAAGUCCAAGAAAGAUACACAAGCUGACAACCUUCUCUAUUCCGCCUUCAACCGCAUACUUAAACAUCUGACUGAACGGGCAAAGAAAGCUUCCACCGAACGUGCAUGGCUUGACGGCACCACGGACAAAACCAGGGUAAAUGGCAAAUCCACCAUCGCCAACGAAAUAGAUGAAGCAAUUAAGAAAGUCGAACUUAUUGGCAAGGAGUUUAAGGACGGAGAAAACAGCAAACAGAGCCACGGUAAGAAACUUGACGCGGCGUUGAAGACAGUUAAGCAGGAAAUUGAUACGCUGACUCCUUUGUUGAACAAGGCAGCGAAAUCCGGCUCUAUUCUUAAGAAGCUGGGAGAGAUGUCGCCACCACUUGCCACACUUGAAAGAAUCCAGAGAAAUGAUGCGACAGGCGAAAUAAACAAGAAAAGGAAAGAUGUCGAUGAUAAGAUGCAGGCAUUGAGGGAUAACAUUGCAGCCGUCAUUACGGCUAUCACAUUAAAUGUAGAUAAAGCAGAUAAAUCGUUAUAUGAAGCAAUCGAUGCGGUCGACAAAUCUGCUCGAUCGGCACAGAGGAUUGCGGAGGACAGCGUUAAACAACUUGAAAAUGCCCUCCUCCAACAAGUCAAAACAUCCUUCACCACCCUCACAAAUUCCGUCCACUCCCUCUUCUCCGCCUCCCACGCCGCCGACCUCCAGGCCCUGCGCGCGCUCGUCGACCAGCAACUGCGGGAAGUGCAAAACAUAAUCGCGCGGGACGCAGUCACGGGCGUGAAGGGGAUGCUGAAGUGGAUGAAAGGCACAGGUGAAUAUUCUUUGGGAGAAAUUCAAAAAAUUGUUCCUACGCCAACUCAGCCAACUCUGACAGCGAAGGAUCAUUCCGGUAAGUUCAAAGACUUAUCCACAAGAUUUGAGAAAUAUGCUGAUAAAGUUCUCGUUUACAUCGAAGGACAAGUAAAAACGCCGAAUAAAGAUCCCUCUCAGGAUCCGGAGUCUAAUCCACAAUCCGAUAACGUCCACGAUAUUCAAGGCAAACUAGACUACUUACUUAACUAUCUUAAACGUAACACAUCUGGUAAUUUAAGUAGGCCGUAUAACUUCGAUCAUACAUCUAAUGAAUUGCUCGAUAAACUCAAGAAAUCCGUUAGCGACUUAACAUCCCCCAACUUCCACGGCUUCCAAAACCCGCUCCUCCUCGACGCACUCAAGUCCGGCAUGAGAAAAUUCACCGAGCAACUCUCCCACGCGUACGUAAAUAAAUACUCCGGCUUACCUUUAGGUAAACUGGUAGAGACUAAAUCGGACGGUGACACCGAACAAGUCCUUUCCACCGAGGGCCGCAACUGCGCCAAGGUCUGCCUGACCAUAGUGGAUAUCUUAGAUCGCGACAUGUAUACUUUGAAGCAUAGUUCUCUCGGUGGUUGGAAAAAUGAUAAUAUUAUCUCAACUACCAAACUUGGCGCUUUUCUCAAAGAGUGUGGAUACAUCGUGUCCGACUCUGCCGAUAAGCAAAAUGGUCAGCUGGACAGACAUCAUAAUGGUGAGAAUAUUUGUAAAUUAUUCAGCCAGAAAAUCACCUAUAUAGCCGGUGAAUCCAAAAACCUUGUGGAAAAAUAUUUCUCGACUAAGAAUGGUGUAGAAGUUGAUAAGAUUAUUAAAGUCCAUUACACUAUGUUCGACAAGUACCGCUACGUCUGCCACCUUAAGCAUGUUCCCAACGCAAAGCCUCCGACAACAGUCUGCCAGAUGCUUCAUUGGCUUGCUGGGUUGUAUUGGAAUAGGAUGUACAAUGAAUUGCGAUUGCACUUCGACACAUGGUUUAAGGCAUCAACUAAUGACUAUAAAUUAUCAAGCGAUUCGUUUGACGUCGCCGCGCCAUAUAGGGACGCCUGGACGAUGAAAGCAACCGUCAGCAUUAAAAACAUUAAAGACUUAUUCAACACUGUAACCCUGCGCUCAUAUGAAAUAUUACGUGCUUUCGUAGGCCAUGGCCAUGCUGACGGCCGUUAUGCCUGCGAAUUUUAUACCAACCCAGACAAUUUGGAAUAUCCUAAUGACAUCAGUAAAUGUUUUGAUAUGCUCGUAGAUAUAUGUUUAAGACUUAAUUACCAACUUCAUUUCCUAUAUACACAGUGCUGCAAUGGUCCUGAUAGUAGCGGCUGGCGUGAUUGCCAUUACGGCAGGCACGUCGGUGGGUCCAACUGGAGCUGUAAUAAGCUCCAAUGCCCUGGCCAACAGGGUGACCAAAGUGCCAACCAAAUAGCUAACCAAACGUGUGAACAACACCCUAAGUGCUGUAAAAAAUCUCCUCCAAGCAUAUUUGGAAGACGGUCUUCCAGGCUUCCUCCCACAUACAUUCACUUUGCCCAGUUAGGUAUUCCAUGUAUCACACCGAUGGGCUUCACCGAUAUUGGUAUUGCAGCGUCGCAUACAAAAACGGGUGCCCAUCUGAAAUCUCUUCUUCAACCUUUCUGUAGUUCAGCAAGGGAACCACUCACUAUGCUCUGCGCUUUCUUCACGUGUCUUAUUCGUAGGCCUCCUCAGACUCUUGGUGACAUGUUUGCAUUUUAUUAUAACUUCCUUGAGCAUUGGGGCGGACAUUAUGAUGGUGAUAAAAAAACUGCCAAGGAGCAUAAGCAGGAAGCAUUUCAAAAUGCCGUCACCGCUGCCAACUUUGGACGUCCUUACGUUGGCUUAGAUCCAACUACUAUCUUAUGUAGCAGUACGCACUCUAAUAGUAAACAUAACAUGGGGGACCUAUUCGGCCUUUUAUAUUGUAACCUUAAUUCAAAACCAAACAUGCCCUGUGGCCAAUACCUACAGCCACUGUCAUCAGAUGUCCAUUCCAUGUUUCACGGAAAACACGCUGGCCGUUACCUCUCUUGGAUAGUAUAUAUGACAGAGACUUUCUAUGAUUUACUUAAGAAAUUGUAUGAUGACUGCUGUGCUAAAUGCGGCAAGCCGAACAGCAGAUGCUACCAGAAAUGCUGUGCUGAUAAUUGUGCAGUGAAAUUAGCAUACGAAGCUGAGGAACCUGAGCUCAAGAAACUCGAAGGCAAAAAUCACGACGAAAAAUGCCAUUCCAUCGUCAAUGUCAAAACACCCAUCCGACACUGUAUACAUAUGGCUUCACUCUUGGGAGCCCAUGGAACCUAA
Messenger RNA from Babesia ovata, 4530 nucleotides. RefSeq lists its product as uncharacterized. Lineage: Eukaryota; Apicomplexa; Aconoidasida; Piroplasmida; Babesiidae. Bases 1 to 4530 code for a protein of 1509 amino acids. The transcript has 3 exons. The record is from RefSeq and is a predicted model, not a curated record.